Messenger RNA from Caenorhabditis sp. 36 PRJEB53466, 1756 nucleotides. Lineage: Eukaryota; Metazoa; Nematoda; Chromadorea; Rhabditida; Rhabditidae. The record is from the annotation of a GenBank genome assembly.
AUGGCGGCGGCGGGAACACCGCAGAAGGAAAGAAUCACUGCGCAGAAUGGCACUUAUGAGGUCACCAAACCACUCGCCACCGGAACCUUCGGCUCCAUUUACAAGGCGAAACGUGAGAGCGAUGGAAAAUUUUUUGCUGUCAAAUGCGAAUCGCUGAAUAUGAAAAACUCGGUAAGAAUUGGGACCAAAGACCUGGCUUACUAAAAUGAACGGAUGCGAUUCAGUUGCUCCGUCAGAUGUCUGUCGUUCUUGCCUCGAUUCACUACCCUUCUCCGUUCUUCGUGACUAUCGAGGAACGUGGAACAGUGCCUAAUCGAUUUCUGUUCGUCGUCAUGCCGCUGGUGAACAUUUUUUUAAAUGGAAUGCUCAUGCAUAUGUUACUUUCAGUACGGCGAUAACUUGCACGAUCUGAUGCACAGCACCAACAAGGACAAAAAGUUCAGCAUGGCGACUGGGCUUCAUUUGGCCGAACAGACUCUGACCGCUAUUCGGGAUUUGCAUCGCAACGGAUUCAUUCACAGAGACAUCAAACCGACGCACUUUUGCAUUGGACGCGAGUCCGAAGAUCAAUAUCACAACGUUUUCCUACUCGAUUUUGGAUUGUGCAAGAGACCGAGGUGCGCGUAUGAGGGGAUUAGUGACUUGCCUAUGCUGAGCCAAUGCCAAUGCAUGUCUGAUUGUGUGAUCCGGAUUUUCUCCUUUGAAAAUACCGCCUCCGUAGGCAUCCAAAUCGGCCUCCACUUCACCUCCCGAUUCGUUUGAACUAUCGUAGUCCAUUCUGAAAAAUAGAGAUAGGUAACUAAGAGCGUCGUGAAAACAAAACGAGGAGCGAGAUUAGAAGCGAGCAGGAGCGUGUGGCUCUUAUGCGCAAGCGAGACGGCAGACUGAGGGGGUACUGGCCGGCACGCUUGAAAGAGCAGAACAGAGAGAGGAAGGACGGAGACUAAUUGAUCACAUGCCCGUAGAGAACAGAGCAUAUACGUCAGGUAUCAAUAAUUCUUUGCAGAUUCGCCAAGAAGAACGACGAAGCCGAGGAGCAAAUUCGGAAAAACGCCAUUCUUUAUAGAGGAGUCGUCAAAUACGCUAGUGUCCAUGCCCACCAAGGGGUCAGUUCUUUAUCAAUUGGGAGAAACAAAAAAGUGACAUUUUAGAAGAACCUCGGCUACAGAGAUGACAUGGAAUCUUGGUGGUAUAUGUGCCUCGAGUUCUUCCUGGGCGCACUUCCAUGGGCUCUUCUGAACAAGGAAAGCGAGCAGGAUGUGCUUCAUUUGAAAAAGAGAAUCACUGCCCAAAUGAUCGCCGCCGUCUGGAGAACCACUCCGGAGACGAUCGCUGGAUUCUUCGAGUUUCUGAGCAUCAUUCGCGAGCCGAAAGACGUCGCCGAGUUUGUCGACUACGACAGACUCGCUGAUGGAAUCACGAAGCUCUUUGAGAAAUCGAAAGCGAAUUCGCAAGAGCCGCCAGACUGGGACUGCAUGAGCGACUACAAAGGACCGUCAUACCAGCAGGUUCCGAUGAUUGCACCGCCCGAGGUCGGACUGAAAGAUGCGGAUUUCGGAAAGAACGACCCCGGAGCUGGGGCUGCUGCAGUACAGGCGGAGGCAAAGAAAGAGAAAUCGGUCAAAAAGAAAAAGAAGGGUGCGAAGGUGAGCAGUGAACUCGAUUUGUCCAAUUUGUUCACAACUGAUUUCAGAAGACAAAGAAGAAGGGAAAGAACAAAACGGUCUCGGAGGAUGAUGGUUCGAGAAUGGGUUGA